AUGAGCCAUCGCCAGCUUUCGCUCCUGGCCCUCUCCCUCGCCGCCGCCACCUCCGCCCUCGACUCCCACUCUGCCGGCUCCUUCGAGAAUGGCGGCAACACCCAAGUCAGCGCCAUGAUGAUGUUCUUGGGCAACCUCGACAAGGUCUACAUCCUCGACAAGUCCGAGGCCAACUCCGCCACCUUCAAUGGCUACCCCGCCAUGGGCUCCGUCUACGACAUUGCCACCCGCACCGCGACCACGAUGGGCGUCACCACCAACGUUUUCUGCGCCUCCGGCCUCCACCUCCCCAACGGUUCCUUCGUCACCUUCGGUGGCAACGGCGCCGUCGGUCCUGGCGGCAACAUCGGCGACACCACCCCCCCGGGCAACCCGUACACCGCCACGUUCGACACCAAGUUCGGUGACUACGACGGCACCAAGGCUAUCCGUAUCCUCAAGCCUUGCACAUCUUCUGAUGACUUUACGUCCCCCGACUGCCAGUGGUUCGACAAUGCCACUCAGCUUUCCAUGCAGGGCCAGCGCUGGUACUCUACUGCCGAGGCUCGCGGGGACGGUUCCAUCGCCAUCAUCGGUGGUUUCACCAACGGUGGUUACAUCAACCGCAACACCCCCAACACCGAUCCCGCCUACGAGGGUGGUGCCGCCAACCCGACCUACGAGUUCUUCCCCGCCAAGGGCGAGGCUCAGGUGAUGCAGUUCAUGAUUAAGACCUCCGGUCUCAACGCCUACCCCCACACCUACCUCAUGCCCUCCGGCAAGAUGCUCGUCCAGGCCAACUACUCCACCAUGCUUUGGGACCCCGACACCAACACUGAGACCGACCUACCUGACAUGCCCGACCAGAUCGUCCGUGUCUACCCCGCCUCCGGUGCCACCGCCAUGCUUCCCCUCACUCCGGAGAACAACUGGACCCCCACCGUCAUCUUCUGCGGUGGUGUGCUCAUGACCGACGAGCAGUGGGGCAACUACUCCUGGCCCUGGGCCGACACCUGGACCAUCCCCGCGUCCAAUAAGUGCCACACCAUCACCCCUGAGCCCACCGACGGUUCCACUGUCGACUACGUCGAGGUUGACCCCAUGCUCGAGACCCGCACCAUGGGCCAGUUCAUCGCUCUCCCCGAUCUCACCAUGCUCGUCGUCAACGGUGGCGAGAACGGUACCGCCGGCUACUCGACCCGUACUCUCAACACCCUCCAGAUGCCAUUCGGCCAGUCGCUUUCUUCUGGCCCCGCCGGCACUCCUGCGAUCUUCAACCCCCGCGCCGCCGCCGGCAAGCAGUGGACCAACGCUGGCUUCGACACUUCGUCAAUCGCCCGUCUCUACCACUCGUCUGCUAUCCUCCUUCCGGACGGGUCGGUCCUGAUCGCCGGUUCGAACCCUAACGUCGACGUCAACACCACCACCGUCUUCCCCACCACGUACGAGGCGGAGAUCUUCUACCCCAGCUACUUCUCGGCCUCGAACCGUCCGACGUUCACCGGUGCUCCCUCGACGCUCACUUACGGCGGCAAGUACUUCGACCUCACCGUCCCUGCCUCUGCGUACUCUGGCUCUGCGAACGACGCGGCGGACAACACGUCCGUUGUCCUCGUCCGUGGCGGCUGGACCACUCACGCGAUGAACAUGGGCCAGCGUGUCAUGCAGCUCAACAACACCUACACGGUCAACAGCGACGGCUCGAUCACCCUCCACGUCUCGCAGCUCCCGCCCAACCCGAACCUGUUCCAGCCCGGGCCGACGCUGAUGUUCGUCACUAUGUCCGGCAUCCCGUCCAACGCUACCUGGGUCACCGUCGGCUCAGGCAACAUCGAGACGCAGCCGACGUCGAACGCGGUCGUGCUCCCGUCCUCGGUCCGCCUCGACGGCGCGAAAGGCAACGGGUCCAACACGACGACCACGGGCAACAACAAGAGCGACGCGUCGCACACGGGCGUCCUGGUCGGGGGGAUUAUCGCGGCGAUUGCGGCCGUUGGCAUUCUCGGUGCGAGUUUCGGAAUCUGUGCGGCGCGGCGGAGGCGCGAGGUCGCGCGGCAGGCGUCGGAGCGCUCGUACCCGAUGAGCACGGCGUCUGGGGGCGCGGCCGGCGUGACCGGCGCACGCGCGGGCGGGCCUGGGUUCAGAGGUUCUGACUCUAGCGCUUUCAUCCCGCUCUCACAGGGUAACGAAAGCCACGCGUGGGCGCCGAACGCGAGCCAGCUCAGCCUGCAGACGCCAUCGUCGCCGUACUUCGACGACAUGCGGACGCACAGCUCCGAGUUCGACCCGUACCACCAGAACGCGCCGAGGGUGAGCAACGCGAGCGCGCGACCGGGGAGGCUAUGA
Messenger RNA from Epithele typhae, 2325 nucleotides. RefSeq names its product glyoxal oxidase N-terminus-domain-containing protein. Lineage: Eukaryota; Fungi; Basidiomycota; Agaricomycetes; Polyporales; Epitheliaceae. The transcript has 3 exons. Bases 1 to 2325 code for a protein of 774 amino acids. The record is from RefSeq and is a predicted model, not a curated record.